Messenger RNA from Varroa destructor (honeybee mite), 3747 nucleotides. RefSeq lists its product as uncharacterized. The record is from RefSeq and is a predicted model, not a curated record. NCBI's taxonomy places the organism in Eukaryota, Metazoa, Arthropoda, Arachnida, Mesostigmata, Varroidae.
UUCUUAGUGGACUUUGUGACAUUUUAAGUAUUUAAGGGAAAAUAUCUUGUGUUCUCUUGUAGUGAAACUGCGGGGACAAUAGUUUGGUGCAGAUAUGACGAUAUAAAUGCAUUCAUUAAGAAUAUGACGGCACCCUGUACGUGACUAUGGUCCCCUAGUCACAAUACUCCAUCGUACAGAGAUGUUAGGCAAACGAUAUCUUCUUCUCUUCGUUCAUGUUUUGUUUGUGGAAUGCUAAGUACAUCUAUCCGGCGGUAUGGUAAUGAUUAAGUAAUUUAUACAAACAGCCAAGAGGCGUUUCAGUGUAUAGCAGUAGUGCAAUGUUUCCAGUCAGCGUAAUUGCGAAAAGGUUUCUAACAGAGCUAUGGAAUGGCUUUGGGCGACAAAAAGGACGGUUUAUACAAGCAAAAUCGUUCUCUCAACACAAAACGAAGACAUAUUAUGAUAUUCUUCAGGUGACUGAGGAUGUAUCACCAAAGGAUCUUAAGGCUGCAUUUUAUAGGCUCUCAAUGAAGCUUCAUCCUGAUCGUAAUAUGAAUAAGGCCGAUGCAGCUGAAGCAUUUCGGAAGGUGUCUGAAGCUUAUCAGGUAUUAUCGAGUCCUGAGAGUCGACAAGAAUAUGACUGCAAAGUUCUUGGUAAAACCCGUGUGCAGAAGCAGGCUCCGGGUAACGUGAUUAUUAAAACAAGAAGCCCUCCUCCCACGGGUCAUUCUCACAUUUAUAACUUCGACGAAUUCUAUCAACAACAUUAUGGAGCAAAGCUACGACAAGAUAUAAUGUAUAGAAAACAAUAUGCACAGUAUGAAGCUAAGCGAGACCAGGAGCCAGAAAAUAUUCCAAUAUCGAUUUGGUUUUUGGCCAUAGGAUUCCUCCUUAUUGCCGGUUGGAUCAACUCGUUCGAAACGAAACCAGAGAGGAGGACGACCAACAAAUGAUAUUUGUUUCAGAGCGUUUAGCUUAAUAAAUCGUUAAUUGUUCUCUAGUAAAUAUUAUUUAAUGUUUAUUAACGUUUAUUAUCAUUUUAAAUUUAGUCGCCAAGGUUCCGGCACUUCCUAGUCCCGGCAAGCAAGUCUGUAAAUACCUCAGGAGGAUCACUUGUUUUCCUGGCCUCAAUUUUAGUUUUCUAAUCGGAUUCUAAUUAAUUCGGAAAGGUUCGGUUUGUUCAGGUUGAUUUUUAUUUACAUUUCCUUAUUUUAGCGAAUUGAGUAGACAACAUCGAAUUAGCCAUAAUAACAUGCAUCCAGUACUUGCCUAUGGUUAAUGAAUCAUAACUGACGUAAACAAGCGCAUUGCAGUUAACCAUGAAGUAAAAAAAAGUCUACAGAACUUAAACUACAGAACUUAAAAACGAAUGGCAACGCCUGGACGCUUUUCAAGCUAUGAGCGAAUAAAUGAAGUCUUCAAGAUAGUUUUUCCAUUCUUAGGCGUAAAAAGCUUUAUUAAUAAUUGAAAAAAUUUGAUAAAAAUUUAUGGGUCUGAGCAACGUAUCGAAGCAAAAUCGUCAUAUUUGCGGACCCGACGCUCCAUUUACCGCUGCCAGCUGUUCAGGUUAUGGUCUAUCUGCUUGUUCUCAGAAAAGAACUAUUACUCUCCUGGGUAGCAGUUAUGAUACUUUUAAUGCGAUAAAGAGUAUCCUGUAUUUUAAUCUAAUUUGAAUUACAUAAGGAAAAAUGACUCCCAUUACUUCAUACGCGGAAGAACAUUCAAAUUCGUGGAACUAAGAACUUCAAAAAAAAGCCAGCAUACAGUUUUUUAUUGUUUGUCUAUUAAACUACUUAGGCUCGAUGCACAAUAUAUCUUGUUUUGAAUUUUACGUUUGAGUAUUUCAGCUGAUAUGUGCCGUAAAGUAGAGCCAAUCCCGCAGAUUAUAUACAGUUGUGUAUUUCAGGCUUUGUGUUACUCUGAUCUAAUCUUUUGCGUUUUUAAGUAAACCGAAUUUUAAUGGGUUAGAUAAAACACGAUUCCGUGCUAUUUGCCUUAUUUUCUAGAUGUUUUCAAAGUUCGGGCAACCACAGCUAAUUUUUGAAAAUCUUUUUUUUUUUUUGAGUACUGAACUUCUUAAAAUAACGGAAUGCGAUACGAGCUUUCUGCAAGAACUCCAAAUGUCACUAAAGAAACUAGAAAGUGAGCUAGAACUCAUAGUAAUUGCAGAUCGUGUUCUUAAAUAAGCAAAGUCUGUAUGUAGAGUUAUUGGGCAACUUUAACAACGGGCUUAACGAUUCUGACCACUCUUAGAGGGUUGGCUUAGCCUAUCAAUAAACGUAUGCUGCAAAUUAUCGCAAAGGAACGUCGAGCGUAACGCCGCUAAAAUUUGUUGCCACUAUAGGUCGACUGAUGACACUUGGUAACUCUAGCGCUAACAAAAGGAGAUAUAAAAACACGUAGGUCUAUGUUCUGAUAACGGCCACUCGAGUUCGAUAUUGUUUUAUUGGUUAUGUGUUUUCCUAAACAUUGCUUAUAUUAAGAUUAUAUCAAAAUCUUUAGCUUCCUUGUAAAUGCAGCACAUUAAGCAGAUAUUAUAGCACAAUGAAGCGUUAGGGCCAGUAGGGACUAAUUUGAUUAGGUGAUGGCUAAGGGAAAGUGGUAUUAGUAGUCACGCGUUUAAACUUCCAAAAUUUGUCUUGUUUAAGAUCAAAAUCCGAGCUGUUUACUAUAAGUCCAGCGCUAUGUAAAUACGGCCGUCGCGGCAGUAUAAGCGACUUCAUUCAGACCAAAAGUCCGAAUGCCCGAUUGUAACAUAAUUUUUUUCAUCUUUUUUCAAGACUUAGUUUAUUAGGUCCGUAUUAUAUAACAUUCUUGGAAAAUAAGUCAAAUGAGAUCGAAAACGAUUUUAUUCACCUUAAGGAAAUUUAUAUAUUAGAGUAAUACAAAUCACUAAACGCACAUGUGAAAUAGUUGCCUAAAUGUAGAUUUCGGAACGGAUUUAGAACGGAGAAAUAUUUUACACAAAGUUAACUUGCUUAGAAUAAAAAUAAUAUACGUUACUUGUUUAGUAUAUGCAUAUGGCCUAUCGUAAUUUGUUCUGGAAAAUUUCAAUUCGGGGUUAAAAAAAAUGGUCAAUGUGUUUAUCCUUUUUGAUAAGAGCUUUUUCGCUGCUUCAGGAGAGCGAAAAUUUCCGCUAACGACGUAGUAACGUUAUCAAGCAGGAUCAACGUCGCAGUCAUUGUAAAAACUGCUUUUCAAUAUUUUCGAUCAAAUUUUUUAGUUUCUCUCUCCGACAGAACAGCAAUAUAGUCUUCAGAAAAACCGGUCAGAAAGUCGAUAUUCUCGUUGUAUUAAAUGAAAUGAUAAACGUUAUACAGGGAAUAGGUAUUUGAUGGAUACCUUAAUAAUUUAGACUAUUUUGUUAUUUAAAAGUAGGCGGCAUAAAAAUUCGAUGGAACUAUUUUUAAGAAUAAAGUGGAAGAUAAUUUCUUUCCCCAAUAAAGUAACGCAUGUCAAUGUAACUUUGAAACAGAUUUAUGUCUCUGAUCGGACAUUCAACAGAAAAAGAUUUUCGAUGUUUAUUCAGUGAACUCACUAUCUGAGUGUGUGUGUCAACAUGCGCAGAAGUGAUUUUAACCUUUUUCUUUUUUAUCAUGGCUCAAUAUCUUAGAUUCUGGAUACAGCGUAAUUAUUUGAAAGUGGGCCGCCAUUUCAGGCAUCCUUGGUUAGCCAAAAAGCAAUGCCCAUCACGUAAACAGUCGUUUCAUCUAUCGGCAAACCUAGAAAUAUGCAGAUUCAAAGGUAUUUGAGAUGAUAUUAAGG